UGACACAAGGAGGCAGUAAUUCCUCCCAUACAAAAGCCCUUGUGCCGGGUCGCCAGUACCCAGCCCCCGGUCUUACAGUCGGUCGCCUCGUCUGAGCCCAGCCACUGCACCUGCUCACAGCAUUCCUCGACUUCCACAGCACGAGGUAUCCUGCUGGUACGCUUCAGAGCCGAGGACCUGAAGCUCCGUCUGGCCGAGCUGGGGCCGGACGGCGCCGAGCUGAGCUCCGCCUCCUCCACCGGCCCGCCCCCGCCCCCGCCGCCCGUCCACCUGGACGCGGCCGCCAUCCACCGGCUGUACCUGGGCACCGACCUGCUGCACCGCGUCCUGCCCAACCUCACCGUGGUGCAGGACUGGCAGCCCUACAAGCUGCUGCCGAGCAACAUGGACGUCCUGCUGAAGAAGGACAUCGACUGGGUGGUGGACGACGAGGAGGCGCCCAGCGUGGCCAGCCUCUGCACCUUCCCCAUCAGGGUGCCCAUCGGGGACGACUGGUACUACCUCAACAUCGACAUGUUCGGGAAGGACCUGUCGCAGGUGCGCCGGCAGUACCUGGCCCACCUGCGCCGCCACACGGCCGGCCUGCGGGGCAGCGUCAUGUGCCAGCUGUUCCUGGAGCCCGCCCUCUGGGCGCCCAUGGUGGAGCUGUGCAGGAGCGUGCUGCGGGUGGAGCUGGUGAAGGAGUACACGGAUCAGUGCGUGGUGGAGAGCGACGUGGUGUAGCCCCGCCCCCGGGCAGCCCAGCGC
Molecule: messenger RNA, 747 nt
Organism: Gadus morhua (Atlantic cod)
Lineage: Eukaryota; Metazoa; Chordata; Actinopteri; Gadiformes; Gadidae
Product: N-acetyltransferase 16
Molecular function (GO): acyltransferase activity, transferring groups other than amino-acyl groups
Source: RefSeq, a predicted model, not a curated record